UGGUGAUGAUGUCAGGAGCAUGUGAACCAGCGAGCAGCUGAUAUUCUCACUUCAAUCCUGAGUCUUUCAGCAGUAAGACAGAGAGAGGAGUCGUUAUGGAGCGGAAAUUGGAUUUGACCCGUUUGACGGACGAAGAAGCCAAACAUGUGUGGGACGUGAUUCAACGAGACUUUAACCUGCGCAAGAACGAAGAAGAUCGACUAGGGAAGCUGAAGGACUCCAUUGACAAGGAGGACACAAAACGAGAGAUUCUGGGCUCCCAGAACCAACUGGCCGACUCGUUGUGCAUUCGCUGCCUGCAGCCCUUUAAGUUCCUAGUCAACAGCAAGCGUCAGUGCCUGGACUGCCGCUCGUUCACCUGCAAGUCGUGUAGCCGCUACAACAAGAAGGAGCACGGCUGGGUGUGCGACAACUGCCGCAUGACCAGAGUCCUGAAGAUCGGCACCCUGGGGUGGUACCACGACAACGUCCGUAAUCGCUUUAAGCGCUUCGGCAGCGCCAAGGUGAUGAGAUCACUUUACAAAAGGCUGAACGGAGAAGGUGGGCGUGAUGAUGACACUCAGAGCAUGCCAGAUGUCCGCAGCCAAGUUUAUGCAAACGACGACGACCACGGAGAAAUGGAGGCGCAGCGAUACAAAUCGAUGCGUAAAAAUAAACGCCUGCUGUCAGUUCAUCCUUUUGACUUUGACUCGGAGGAAUACUUCCCUUAUUCGAGACGGCAAUCUGUGCAGCAAAUUCAGGAGGAUGCAGAAUAUGACAUGCACCUUCAGCGAAUGCAUCGCAGGAAAAGUCUGGACCGAUACGCAAUGAGAAAUGAUGAUUAUGGUGAGAACCGAAUGGUUCGGACUCGUUCCCUGUCCAAGAUUAGCUCCAUGGCUCGCCAGCAGUACAUCGACACGUCUGAUGAAGAGGAGUACGGCAGAUUUCCACCCGUCUACCAGCCAGUACAACCCUUUCGUCGCCGCAACAGCCGGGCUUCGUCUCAGGAGAACCUAGGUCAAGCCCCGCCAAUAAACGAGUUAAGCAAACGUAUGUCCGCCAUCGAAAGCCUGCUGAAUCGUUUGGAGGAGAAGAUAACGCCUGACAAGGCAUCAGGGCCGUCGGGUAACGAGGAAGAGAAGCUAAGGAAGAAGUUGAGCGAGCUGGCAGGAAAUCUAAGCGGCAAACGCUUGUCAUCAGAUGACGAGGCUGACAAGAAGAAAAGCUCCGGUGGCGUCAAGGGAGCGGCUGCACCGGACGCUAUGAAGCAUCUGAGCUCGUCCAGCGAUGAUAUCCCAAGUGAAGCUCAGAAGAGAUCCACCGCCUCCGCCCUUUGUGACCUCACCACUGAGGCCCUGAGAACCAUUAAUGCCACUGAAAACGCGAUGAUCGAGUUCGGCCUGUCAGAGCCGGCUGACAGAACCCACAUGUUAGGGACUGAUGCUAAGCAAGCCGAUGAUGCGUUCAGGGAACUUGAGGAAAAUGUGUACAUGGCAGCCGGGCAGUCCUUCCAACUGGAAAGCAAGUUGAUGCGACUGGAACAAAGUGCCACAAAUUGUUUUGGAGGGGCGACGGACUCUGAGCUUUCAGAGCUUGAGGACGUGGUGGCACUAACUGCUGCCCGGGUUCAGAGUGCUGAAAGCGAGGUUUCUGAUAUCGAGAGUAAGAUCGCAGCUUUGAAUGCUGUAGGUUCCAAGAGAAAGUUUUCUUCAUCUCAAAGAAAGAAGUAUACUCUCGAGCAUGCUACCAAAUCUGCAAACGGAGCUGCAUGGAAAUCCAACAUUUCUUGAAGUUUCUGCCAGUCACUUUGGUUUGAAAGGGUUUUAAAAAGGGGUGUUCAAAAGUCUGCUUUUUUUUUUUUGGUCCACUGCUCAUUCUAGAAAUAAAAUGUGUAACAUAAGAACAAAAAUCAAGAAACAAUAGUCAUUUUAAAAGGAGGAUUGGGACCUCGCUGAAAACUAAAGUAAAAUAUUGAAAUGUUACAAUAAAAAGUGAACAUGUUAAAUAUUACGACACUAAAACAUUUGUCAGUGAAUACAGAAAGCUGACGUGUUUUUUCUUGACCCACAUUACAGUUUUGAUGACAAGACAUUGUUCCUUGGUGUAAAAAGACGCUCCUGUUUGAAACCUUUUCUUUUUCUUUCUCUUAAAGGCUUCGGAAUGAAAAACAAUGAUGGCCAUUCUGUGAAUUAACUUCAGAAGAAGUUUAUUGUUGUAUAUAAAGUGUCCGACAUUGAAUAAAUAAAAUAGAAUCAUUGUUAAUAACAAGAAGGACUCUACGGUAUACCAAACAAUAAUAUGUUAUACUUAAUUGAAACUAGAAGUUUAAAGGCCUACUGAAAUGAGAUUUUCUUAUUCAAACGGGGAUAGCAGGUCCAUUCUAUGUGUCAUACUUGAUCAUUUCGCGAUAUUGCCAUAUUUUUGCUGAAAGGAUUUAGUAGAGAACAUCCACGAUAAAGUACGCAACUUUUGGUGCUAAUAAAAAAAGCCUCGCCUUUACCGGAAGUCGCAGACGAUGACGUCACAAGGGUGAGAGCUCCUCACGUCUUCACAUUGUUUUUAAUGGGAGCCACAAGCAGCAAGAGCUAUCCGGACCGAAAAAAACGACAAUUUCCCUAUUAUGAAAGGUUCGUGGAUGAUGAUAUUGAUAGCGAAGGACUAGAAAAAAAUAAAAUAAAUAAAAUAAAAUAAAAAGCGACGGCUCAGGGGGCAGCAGUGUGAGCGUUUUAGAUGUAAUUAGAAACAUUUACUAGGAUAAUUCUGGAAGAUCCCUUAUCUGCUUAUUGUUUUAAUAGUGUUUUAGUGAGAUUGUAAAGACAUACCUCGAGGUCGGACGGCUGCGGUGAACACGCAGUGUCUCAGAGAGACGCCGAGGAGCCAAGCCCACAGCUGCCUUUUAAACACCUACUGCAGGAGGAUGAAUAAUCAAAUGAUGUCUCCGGUAAGAUAUAUAUCACAAUUUUCCCAUCCAAAAACAGGCUGGUUGACGUAGAGAAACAUGUUCGCUUGACCGCUCUGUGUUAAAAACAAAGAAACACCGGCUGUGUCUCGGUGCUAAAGACAGCUGCAAUACACCGCUUUCCACCAACAGCAGUGUUCUUUAUAGUCUCCAUUAUUAAUUGAACAAAUUGCAAAAUAUUCAGCAACACAGAUGUCCAAAUUACUGUGUAAUUAUUUGAUGAAAAGAGACAACUUUUAGCCGUAACUGGUGCUGAGCUAAUAUUUCCUGACAGUCCGUGACGUUUUCAACAAAAAACUCUGUGGGAAAUUUAAAAUUGCGAUUAAGUCAACUAAACCGGCCGUAUUUGCAUGUGUUGCAAUGUUAAUAUUUCAUCAUUGAUAUCAGACUGCGUGGUCGGUAGUAGUGGGUUUCAGUAGGCCUUUAAAUGCAGUGUGUAAAAACACAUCAAACUUUAUUUUGUUCACUAUCUGAAAUUGAAUCGGAUCAAACUUCUCUUUUAGGUCAGCUAGGAUUACCACAAUUAUUUUUCCUUUGACAAAAACUGCAGAUAAUAGAGAUCAAAAGUAUUUUUGUAGGUCAGACAUGUACGAACAUAACUUUAGUAUUUUAUAGCAUGAACUUUAAACUGUAUGACUUGGGGUAAGUGUUAAAAAGUAUUUCCUCAAUUUUCUCACAGAACAAAUUCUGCAACAUUCCUCUUGACAGAAGUGGCGUAGCUGUGUAAGCUUUUUAGGCUCACAAAUAUCAUAUGGCAAAUAAGAUCAGAGCUCUGUGAUGGUUACUCCAAUAUGUUGACAUUGUUGUAUUUUAGAUAUUAUGGGCCUCAUCUGCUAAAAAUUUGCGUGUAUUAGAACCAUGCAAACUUGAUAGCACACACAAAGCUGGUCUACUUGGCUUGUGUACAGUGGAUUGGGUUUGCUAAAUGAGCAAAAUAACGUACGCAGUCUAUUGUUUGCUUUCAUGCAUAAGCAAAAUAUAUGCAGUUUAUCAGAACAUGCAAAAUACUGGGAGGAGAAGAUACAAAUGUAAUCAUUUAUCAGCCGAAUGUUAUUUUAACAAACUUGAAAUUGUUUACGGCUGCUGUUUUUGUGUCUAUAGUUAGUACUUUUGAAAGAUACCUGCAAACUGGCACAGUUACGCACAAAUGGCCACAGUCAUUGUUGCGAGAAAGAGGCUAUGACAGAUGACAGAGAGAAAUCUCUGUGUGCAUGUCAACAUAUUUAGAAUGUAAAGAAUAAAAAUAUCAGACAUA
Messenger RNA from Nerophis ophidion (straightnose pipefish), 4193 nucleotides. It is a transcript of the gene mlpha, whose product is annotated as melanophilin a. Gene Ontology annotation, cellular component: cortical actin cytoskeleton. The coding region runs from base 96 to 1769 and encodes 557 amino acids. NCBI's taxonomy places the organism in Eukaryota, Metazoa, Chordata, Actinopteri, Syngnathiformes, Syngnathidae. Gene Ontology annotation, molecular function: small GTPase binding; myosin binding; actin binding. Gene Ontology annotation, biological process: intracellular protein transport. The record is from RefSeq and is a predicted model, not a curated record. The transcript has 16 exons.